UGUGUGAAACUAUGCAUGUGGUGUUUAAAGUACAAUACGGGGUGAACAUUUUUACCAUAUGGAAAUAUGGAGUUGCGAAAAAUGUUACACUGACAUUAAUACUGGGAACAAGAGUAAAACUGAUCUUGUUAACCCUAAAGAUCUGACACAGCUUGCCAUGUAUUCAUAUUUUUAUAUAUGAAUACGUAUUUAAGUAAACCACUUGCGGGAUUGUCACUUUUUAUGAGAAAUUCUUGUCAUAGGUGCAAUUUUAAUGUCAUUUUUAAUCCAGUCCAAAAGUUUUGUGUAAAGUUGAGUAAAUUAAAUACAGCCAGCCACGCAUCUGAGUUCAUGCCAAAACGUUAUGUAUUUGUUUUCCACACAACGAUAACUUAACUUCUUUUCAUGCAAAUAAACGUAUGGAAAUAAAGGGAUGAAGUCUGCAGUCGCCCACCCGAACUCACCGCGUCGCUUCCGCUGCACUCGACACCACGUUCGUGCCGAAACCGGUCGGGAUCGGAACGCACACCUGUUCGAAAGCGCCCUUUGUUACGCGACCGUCAUCGUGCACAUUCCGCGCGACGCACUAAAUCCCGCAGAGAUCAGAGAGACGCCGCCCACUGAAGUCUCCAGCUGUUAGUUUUAAGUUCCGGCGCGGGGACCUGUGCGCUCAUCAGAGCUCCGAUUUACGCAGUGGGAGCGCGCAGCCCUCACCUGACCUGUCCGCCGCCCGCCCGCCCGUCCGUCCGUCCGUCCGUCCGCUCGCACAGCGCUUCGACCAAGAUGCGCACCCCGGGUCUGCUCAUCUUCGGCAUGGUUUUCGCGCCCUGCGGAUGGGUGCUGGACCUGACCAGCACCGUGGCUCCGGACUGGAGGGAGAUCAGUCAGAUGCCAGGAGUGUCCACUGACGCGAUCAUGCGGCAGGGGAUCUGGGACAUAUGCUUGGCGUACCAGACCACCAGCCAGCAAACCUGUGGUCAACAGGAUUCGAGCUAUUUCGGCCAACAGAUCAUUCCCGUGGCGAAGGGCUUGAUGGUCGCGUCCCUGCUGGUCACCUUGUUCGGCAUCGCGGUGGCCACGGCGGGGGUCCGUUGCUGGAGAGACCGACCGAACUGGAUCAUCUCCGGACUGGGCGGGAUUUUGAUCUUCCUGUCUGGAGUCAUGACCAUAAUUCCCAUCGCGUGGUACACGCACAUCAUCAACUCCAUUCCAACCGUGACUUCAGGUACGAUAAACGUGGGAUACUGCAUCAUCCUGGGCUACAUCGGCGGCAUCAUGGAGAUCCUCGGCGGGGCAGCCAUGGUCAUCGGGAUGUGCUCGUGCUGCGGCGGCUGGAACCGCGGAGAGAGGUCCUCGAGGGGCACAGCCAAGUUCUCUCAGAGCAACCCCCCCGUGCCCAGAAAGGUCGAGGUGCCGAACAUCGCGCGGAGCAUUAGCACCUCGAGCAGCGUGCCGUACUCGCGGGACUCGCUGGCCGAGCGCGACUAUCCGCGCGCCAAGCCCCCGAGGAGCCGCUUCGUGGACACUUCGGUCACACGCAAGCCGUACGAUGCCGACCUGUGAACGCGAGCAGCAAAACGCGCCGUCCUUGUAAAUACAACGUGAAGACUUUUAAUGAAGGACGCGUUUGAGCAAACGGAGAAUGUCAGCAGUAAUAACGCGGUACUGUACGCUUAGGAUCGUCGGUU
Molecule: messenger RNA, 1667 nt
Organism: Scleropages formosus (Asian bonytongue)
Lineage: Eukaryota; Metazoa; Chordata; Actinopteri; Osteoglossiformes; Osteoglossidae
Gene: cldn23.1
Product: claudin 23.1
Exons: 1
Coding region: 763-1542 (259 amino acids)
Cellular component (GO): membrane; bicellular tight junction
Molecular function (GO): structural molecule activity
Source: RefSeq, a predicted model, not a curated record